AAGAGAGUUGAAGAGCUCAUUGAAGCGGAACUUGUGCAGCUGAUCAGUCAGGCGUUGCUGCAGCCGUACCUGCGGUCGAGAGACCAGGUCUUGAAGGGAGGGGAGGGAAAAUGUGGGGCCAACCAACGCUGACAAGGCGUUGAGAGCAGGGGCUGCCGCUUGGAUCUAGGGUAGGUCAAAGGCUAGGCCGUAGGCCCGCUUUGAGGCAUCCACGGGGCAGCUCGGAAGCGGUUGAGGACGUCGGCUGCCGUCAUUCCGACCAAACCCACAAAGGCUGCACGCGCAAUCGUCACUGCCGAGAUAAUGGCGGCGUCAUGUCGCUCGGCGGCUGCCAGGGAGAGAUCGGGGUCCGGGGGAAGGAGGCGCAGCCAAUAGUUCAAUCGGGGUGAUGCACAAUAGCGGAGGAGUAGGCCCGGUCCUUGCAGACCCAUCUGAGCGAACGUCACGAUAGCCUCAAGCAGUGGCUUGUGGCCGUCGAGUAUCUUAUCGAGGCCGCGCCGGACGAAAGGGGUGGUGCCAAGGGGACAGCCGAGGACGGUGAUGCCUUCGGCAGAGCACUUGACACCAGACCUGGCGAUCUCGACAGGGAUGUCGGACGGUUGCAGCCAGUGAGGGCUCCAGGCAGCGCUCUUAUCCCGCCGCAGCUUCAGCUUCUUCUCCGCCCGGAGCUCCUCCGCUCUGUCCACGUAUCUCGUCACACGUGUCUCGAGUAAUCCACCGUCGAUGUCGUCCAUGAAAGCGCCCACAAAGCCGUCCGGGAACUCCUCCUGCAGCUUGACGAGGGCAGGGUGGAGACCGAGAAAGAAGAGAAGCGGCCCCGCGGCGUCGCCCUGCUGGGUCCCUUCCUGACUGAGAAUGGUCUCGGCGCUACCGUCCUCCAUACGGUACCACAGCUCAGCCGGGGUGCCUUAGGACUGCAAGAAGAAGUCGACGAGCGAAGGCCACUUUGUGUCGAGCUCGUCCAGAAUCGCCUGGCGAUCGAGUUGAAGGCAUCCUUAUGAUCCACAGUCACCAGCACACGCCGACCAGAAGCAGUUGUGUCUCUGUGAAGGUCUGGCAGGCCCGAAACAGCUUCUCACCGCCUGCCGAGGUGCCCACAGCAAACUGCAAAGGAGAGAAGUCGUCUUCGAAGGCAAGCUUGUUGUCCAUGCACACCGCCUUCGUCAUCCAUCGCCGCAGCACGUCGCCGACAGCAAUCGGCCAGACCCCCCCCGUUGUCCUUGACUAGCGCAAAGAGACAAGCAGCAGAGAUGACCUUGGUGCAGCACUCGGGCAUGUCUCCGGUGAGCAUUCUGCUGACGAGGGAGGACAGCGGGGACUGGUCCUGCGCUGUCGCAUCCCCCUACCGCGUAAAGUGUACCGCUGCUUCCUGAUAAGGUGACCUCGAAGCUUCUCCGCUGCUUCCUGAUAAGGUGACCUCGAAGCUUCUCCAGUGGGUGAAACAGCCAGACAGCUCUGAGUGACGUUGGAGCUUCCCCCCUUUAGGUUGGGCCACGCUUCCAUUACGUUUCCACCAAGCCUUCAUUCGUUAAGGGAGCUGUCGAGCCGUAUUGACCAAGAGAGCGCCUCAGCAUGCCAUUGGUUCGGACAGUGGGCCAAGCUGUAGACAGACUUUGGGAGAAGGGAUCCCUCGGCAUCAGGUCCUCCAGAGUGAAGACGAAGACGACCCUUCUCGGCCUCGUCGAAAGCGGCUAUGAGUCAUUGGAUAUCCCGUCCGAUGACAAUGCAAUGGAGAGAAAGCAAGCAAGCUCCAAGGGGCAGUUUCUACGUCGUCGCAUUGUAUCGGCUUUCUUGGAGCUUCAAAUCAUG
Molecule: messenger RNA, 1809 nt
Organism: Vitrella brassicaformis
Lineage: Eukaryota; Vitrellaceae
Source: the annotation of a GenBank genome assembly